AGUCCCUCCUUCUUCAUGUGUGAGUCACUCCUUUGCUUGUAUGAGACAGCAUGUGUCCUGACUAGAUGACUCAUCUCCUCUAAUGUUCUCUGUUUGCGCAGCCAAGAAGAAACGGGUGUGUCCCAUCUUCAUAAGCGAAGAUUUUCCGAGAAAUGAGGCCAAUCUCACGCCCCCCAGGAACCUGGACUCACAGACUUCCAUCACUAUAGGUGACAAAAACUGUGAUAUCCAGGCAGAUGACCUGCUCUUCCUGUUGGAGUUGGGCCGUGGGGCAUACGGAGUGGUAGAGAAGGUGAGACACACCCAGAGCGGCACAAUUAUGGCUGUGAAGAGGAUCAGAGCUACAGUCAACAGCCAGGAGGAGAAGAGGUUGCUGAUGGACCUGGACAUCUCCAUGAGGACCAUGGACUGUCCAUACAUUGUCACCUUCUAUGGGGCACUUUUCAGAGAGGGAGAUGUCUGGAUUUGCAUGGAGCUCAUGGACAUGUCACUGGACAAGUUCUACAAAAAAGUCUUGGAGAAAAAACGGAAGAUACCUGAGGACAUCUUGGGGAAAAUAGCAGUUUCUAUCGUCAAAGCAUUAGAACAUUUGCACAUCAAACUGUCAGUUAUUCACAGAGAUGUGAAGCCAUCCAACAUCCUCAUCAAUCGUGAGGGCCAUGUGAAGAUGUGUGACUUUGGCAUCAGUGGGUACCUGGUGAACUCAGUGGCUAAGACCAUGGAUGCAGGGUGUAAACCUUACAUGGCGCCGGAGAGAAUCAACCCAGAUGUAAACCAGAGUGGCUACAACAUCAGGUCGGAUGUGUGGAGCUUGGGGAUCACACUGAUUGAACUGGCCAUACUCCGAUUUCCCUACAAGUCAUGGAGCACGCCUUUCCAGCAGCUGAAGCAGGUGGUGGAGGACCCAUCACCCACUCUGCCUGCUGACGGAUUCUCUCCAGAGCUGCUGGAGUUCACAGCUCACUGCUUGAGAAAGAAUCCAGAAGAAAGGCCAAACUACAUCAAACUGAUGGAUUAUGCCUUCUUCAAGAUUCACGCGUCCAAGGAAACAGACGUAACCUCUUUUGUGAAAGAAAUUAUCGACGACGGUUUGGACUGAGCUUCUCGUCUCUGGCCGCGGGGCAGGACUCGUCCUCUCUUACCUUCUUUUAUUAUUUUGUCUCUCACUUCCAACCAGAGCUCACGUACCGGUAUCGUUUGUUAUUUAUUAUUCUGUGAACUUAGUAAAGGUUAUUAAUAGAAUCCGAUCUCUGCAUGAGGCAUAAUCGGCAGCGAGGGGAACCUCUGGCCACCCCCAAAUUCAGCCGUAGAGAUUUUACUUCGGAAGCGAAUCCUUGGAAAGCUGCAGUGGCCCACCGGCCCUUUAUCUGUGCAGGGCCUCCCCUCAGUUUGUGUCGUUAACUUGUUUGCACCACAGCGCUCCCGAAUUAACUGGUAUGUAAAACAAUCCGUUUCCGGAAGGUGGUCGUGAACCAAUUUGUACGCAAUUUGUUCGCGAACCAAAGCAAUUUUUCCCAUAAGAAAGGAUCGGAAUUCGAUUAAUUUGUUCACAAGCCUAUCAAAUAAUAAUUUUUGUUAAUUAAUUUUCUGUUUUUUCUAGUAAAAACACAAUAUAGUGUGGUGGCGAGCAGACCGAGGAGCAGAGAGACAUGGGGACUCACGCUCUUUAUUAACAGCCUUUAACCCUUGUAUUGUUGUUGUUGUUAAUGUUAAUAUUAGUGGUUGUAUUACCCUGUAUGUUUGCCCAUGUCUUGUGUGAACCCGGUCCGAUCCUCGUGUGUAUUUAGCGUAUGUAGAUCUUCCACCGUGUGCACAUCCUGCAGUUAGGCAUCUUCAAAACUUGUUUCCCAUCUGUGUAUUUGGGUUCGGUGCUCGUUGGAUGUCUGUUGUGGUCCUUCUAUUUACAGUUGCAUGUGGAGCAUGCUGGGAUAUGCUGGGACAUGUGCCCCGCCGAUGCUACACUAGUAUAAAAAAAGGAAUCUGGUCGAGGAAUCUGUUCUUCAACCAAAUUUUGUACGAGAACCAAUGCAUUUUUUUCACGAAAUUUUUGGUUGUGAACCAAAUUGUUCGUAGACCACAGCGGUCAUGAACUGCAGGCACCACUGUAAUAAUAAAAGGUGGCACUUUACAUUAGCUGUACUUUCAUAAUGCAUUCGCUAUGCAUUCAUAGAACAUUCAGUGCACCUUCAUAAUACAUUCAUAGAACAUUCAUAAGCAGCAUGCAAGUACACUUUAACAUCCUAACAUCCCUUAAUAUGUUUAACAUACAUUAAUAACAAACAGUACAUGAUUAUACAAUUAUAAUGUUUGUUGUUAUUAUAUAAUGUUUGUUAUUAAUGUAUAUUACAGCUGUUAAGGGAUACAUACAUAAUGUUUAUGAAUGGUUUAUGAAUACUUAAUAAAUACAUUAUGAAGGUGUACUGAACGUUUUAUGAAUUCAAUAUAUAAGCAUUAUGAAGGUGCAGUUAAUGUAAAGCAUUGCCUAAUAAUAAUGUCAUUAUUAUGUAUUGGUGUUUGUAUCACCCCAUGAAAAUCACUGACCAUCCCAUUCAAAAAUGCCUGCUGGCACCCCUGAUCAGCACCUAAGACAAGCAGGCUGUCUGUGUUUAUCUAUUUGUAGUGGCCUUAAUAUUUGGAACCUAUUACAACCAGUGAAACAUACAUCUCAGCAUGGGUGUGUUGUAUUGGGAUGUUUCAUUGGACUGUGGGUGUGGUCAGCUGUGUAGAUAUGCUGUAUGGGAGUGUGCAUGUGUCGUGUGGGUGUGGUCAGAGCUGUACCGUGUGUUCUGUGUGCGUGUGUCUGUGGUAUGGUGUCAGGAGCAGUACAGGCAUGCCGCAUAAGGCACGUGCAUGAGUAUGCAUCAGUACCUUCUUCAUGUGUUUUUAAACUGGUUAAACCUGCUUUCACAGUUUCACGGUUUGGGGUGCAAGUAUCCAGCAGCAUUUCUAUCCGACCUCAUGAGUUACUGUCUGCCUGAGAUCAGUUGAUGGUUCAUCAGAGACCAGGUAGGAUGGAAACCUGCUGGAUACCGGCACUCCAGGAUCAGGGCUGCCUACCUCCGGUCUAUAUCCACACGUCAUCAAAACUAUUAACUGCUAGUAAUAUUUCACAUGAGAAAUUAUUUCAGAAAGCUUCAUUCCCUGAUAAACACUUAAUCUCAGUUGGUGUUCCCCAGUUUCUGAAAUGUUUGUUUUUAUGUGAGGUAGGCCGUCUCGUGUGUGUCCAUUUCAUGAAUUCCCAUGAACACACAAGUGCCUAAUGCAUGUGCUUUUUCAACUGGCUUUUUGGAUGCAUAUAUGAACAAAGCUAUAUAAUGAUGUUGGAUGAAUGUCAAAUAUAUUGGUUUUGAUGGUUUUCUGGAUUAUUUGCUUUUGUUGAAUCCACUUACAGUUUUGCACAGUAUACAGCUAGAUGUUUGACUGGCACCUUUCAGGUUCCGAAAAGGUCUCUGGGACCUAAAACGCUAAACUUCAGGUGCUACCUGCCAUAUUAGUGCUUCAGUCUUUCUUUAAAAUCAAAUGUGGAGAACAUUCUCCUCCCUUAUGAGUCAGGUAGGCUGCAUAGAUCCUUGCCGUUCUUCACCCAGUCACAAAAGAAUUUGCAUAGUUUUCUAAGGCACACAAAGCUUGUUCUUGCACUGAUUAUUUUUUUGUAGAUGGAGCAGUGAAAUCUUCAGAGUGCCGAUGCCAUUGUUAUUUCCGGUCACGCCCCGCACAUCUUACUUUUACCUAAGAUAUAGAGGCAUUGGAAAUCAAUACAGGCUUACUAGCUAAUGAUGGGUUCUGUGAUUUUAUCUCAAAGAAAAUAAAGUUCUUUAUUGAGACUAA
Messenger RNA from Brienomyrus brachyistius, 3828 nucleotides. RefSeq names its product dual specificity mitogen-activated protein kinase kinase 3-like. Gene Ontology annotation, molecular function: ATP binding; MAP kinase kinase activity. NCBI's taxonomy places the organism in Eukaryota, Metazoa, Chordata, Actinopteri, Osteoglossiformes, Mormyridae. The record is from RefSeq and is a predicted model, not a curated record. The coding region runs from base 83 to 1099 and encodes 338 amino acids. Gene Ontology annotation, biological process: protein phosphorylation; MAPK cascade. The transcript has 11 exons.